This is a messenger RNA of Petromyzon marinus (sea lamprey), 1864 nucleotides long. It is a transcript of the gene MAK16, whose product is annotated as MAK16 homolog. The record is from RefSeq and is a predicted model, not a curated record. Gene Ontology annotation, biological process: maturation of 5.8S rRNA; maturation of LSU-rRNA. Lineage: Eukaryota; Metazoa; Chordata; Hyperoartia; Petromyzontiformes; Petromyzontidae. Gene Ontology annotation, cellular component: nucleolus; preribosome, large subunit precursor.
CCAGGCAAGAAGCCCCUUUUCGGGAUCCGGUUCCGGGCGGCACCCGGUUCCUACCGCACGCACGUGUCGCGAUCAGAAGGCUUGAAAAUUCGUCACUCACUCUGCGACUGAAAUAAAAUCAAAUAAAUUAUCUUUCUCAAGCACAGAGUCGCGUUACAAGUCACACGCGCGUUCAGUCCUUCUCGCCGCCAUGCAGCACGACGACGUGAUCUGGGACAUUGUCGGAAACAAGCAGUUCUGCUCCUUCAAAGUCAAGACCAAAACACAGAACUUUUGCCGCAAUGAAUACAACACGACGGGCUUGUGCAACAGAUCAUCGUGUCCCCUGGCCAACAGCCAGUACGCAACGGUGCGGGAGGAGAAGGGUAUUUGCUACCUUUACAUGAAGGUAAUCGAAAGAGCUGCCUUCCCUGCCCGCAUGUGGGAAAAGGUCAAGCUCAGCAAGUGCUACGAGCGGGCGCUUGAGCAGAUCGACGAGGCGCUGCUCUACUGGCCUCGCUUCCUGAGGCACAAGUGCAAACAGCGCCUCACCAAGAUCACGCAGUACCUCAUCCGCAUCCGCAAGCUCACGCUCAAGCGCACGAGGAAACUAGUCCCCUUGAGUCAGAAGGUGGAACGCAGGGAGAAAAGGAGAGAGGAAAAGGCCCUGGUCGCCGCUCAGCUGGAGAAUGCCAUCGAGAAGGAGCUGCUGGAGAGGUUGAAGCAAGGAACGUAUGGGGACAUCUACAACUUCCCCGCGCACGCGUUUGACAAGGCGAUGGAGCAGCAGGAUGCCGACAGCGCCGAGGAGAGCGAGGAGGAGGAAAACGAAGAGGAAGGCGAAAGGGAAGUGGAAUACGUUGUUGGGGAAAACUUUGAGGAGAGCGACUUGAGUGACUUUGAGGAGAUGGAUCGACUGGAUGAGGUGGAAAAGGAGGGUGAGGAGGUGGCGACAACGUCUCGAGGAAAGAGCGAGGGGAUGAUGCGUCUCAAGCGACCGCACGUUGACAUCGAGUACGAGAUGGAAAUGGAGACGCAGGGCCCUCGACAAGCGUCCUCGUCGCGCUGAGAUUUGUCCUGACGCAUAUCGAUACGGUGGUGGGGGGGGGGGGGUGGCAGAGAUAUAUAGAGACAUGGGGGGGGGGGGGCACAAAGAGACACGGAAACACAGGGAGAACUCAGAGACAUGUUGACAAGGGCAGGACCGAGAAACACAGUUGGUUAUGUACGGUGCGAAAGAAGUUCAAUAUACAUACAUGGAGACACGAGGAGGACAGACACGGUUACACGGCGGGUGGGGGGGGGGUAGGCAGACGGGGACACAAAGGGGGAACACGGAGCAAUGUUUAAAGACAGGACCGUAGGAUCACAAAGACACCGAGAGAAAGGUGGACAGACCCUUGGACACAUUUUUUGUAUUGUAACUUUCUGACCUGCCCCUACUGGACAUAUUUAAAAAGAGCUUCAUGACUCAUCGGAUUCCUCCAGGAAAAAAUCAAGUUUCUGAUUGUGAGUCCGGAGACAUGGGGCAGACUGACACAGGGAGCUGGAGUAAAGUAGAGACACAGGGACAGAUAUGCCUGUUCACUUAUCCCCUUAGACCCCAAGACCGAGGGGUGUACACAGAUGCUAUUAUCUCUGGGUCAUUUCAAUAUCACCAGAAGUCAAACCCCAUUCAUCUUAGAUAUGGCCUUUCAAGUUUACCUAACUUCUCAAGAUGCAAAUUGGAGACUGAUGUGCAUUGCAUGUAUUGGUCGAUUUUGGUAAACCUUGGAAAGCUGUGAGCGCAAUGAAUGGUGUUUGACGAUCCUUGCUGUCAAGUCUGGAUUGUGGUGUUUCAGAACAUUUUUGGAACACUCGCUCCUAAUAAAAAAUGUAUCUCGUG